AUGGCUAUGCCCAAGUCAAAAUACCUCAGUCCAGUCUGGAAGGACGGCAUCUUUGCCGACCGAGUUGUCUUUGUCACUGGCGGUGCUGGCGAUAUCUGCAGUGCUCAGACCCGGGCGCUCGUCCAUCUCGGUGCCAACGCCUGCAUCAUCGGCCGCAACCCUACAAAGACCGAGGCUGCUGCCAAAGAGAUCGCCAAGGUUCGAAGUGGCGCCAAGGUCAUUGGCAUCGGCAACGUCGAUGUCAGAAAGUUUGAGAGCCUCAAGGCCGCGGCCGACCGCUGUGUUGCCGAGCUGGGUGCGAUUGAUUUCGUCAUUGCCGGCGCGGCCGGCAACUUCAUCGCGCCCCUAUCGGCGCUGACCCCCAACGGCUUCAAGACAGUCAUCGACAUCGACACCAUCGGCACGUACAACACGGUCAAGGCUACGAUCGACCACCUCGUCCAGUCAGCGAGCCGCAACAAGGACUCUGCCGAGACGGGGCUGACCGGCGGCCGCAUCCUCUACGUCUCAGCCACCUUCCACUACACGGGCCUGCCGCUGCAGGCCCACGUCGCCGCGGCAAAGGCCGGCGUAGACGCCAUCAUGGCCUCUGUCGCCCUCGAGUACGGCCCCCUCGGGAUCAGCUCCAACGUCAUCGCGCCCGGCGCCAUCGAGGGCACCGAGGGCAUGGAGCGCCUCGGAAGCAAGGCGGUCGACUCCAAGCUGCUGGCCAAGAGCUUCCCCAGCGGCCGUAUGGGCCGUGUGAGGGACAUUGCCGAUGCGACGGUCUACCUCUUCAGCGACGCUGGCAGCUACGUCAACGGCCAUGCCUUGAUCGUGGAUGGGGCGGCGUGGCGGCGGCAGGGCGGGAACUCUGUCGGUUUGGAUCCCGGCAUGGAAUACCCAAACUUCCUCAUCGACGGCGUGUUCUCUGCCAACGUGAAGAGCGGCAGGAAGGAGAAGGGCAAGCUGUAG
Thyridium curvatum is the source of this 954-nucleotide messenger RNA. RefSeq lists its product as uncharacterized. The transcript has 4 exons. Gene Ontology annotation, molecular function: 2,4-dienoyl-CoA reductase (NADPH) activity. Gene Ontology annotation, biological process: fatty acid catabolic process. The record is from RefSeq and is a predicted model, not a curated record. The coding region runs from base 1 to 954 and encodes 317 amino acids. Lineage: Eukaryota; Fungi; Ascomycota; Sordariomycetes; Thyridiales; Thyridiaceae.